UACACAAUUGACCCCGAUGGUACAGGUCCGUUUGAUGUAUUUUGUGACCAAACAACAGCUGGCGGCGGGUGGAUUGUGUUCCAAAAGCGACUUGAUGGCUCGGUUGAUUUCUAUCGCGGUUGGACAGACUACAAAGUUGGCUUCGGUAACUUGAAAGGUGAGUUUUGGCUGGGACUAGAGAAGAUAAACAGGUUGACGAAAACAGGAAACAGACUUCGAGUAGAACUGGAAGAUACUACAGGCAAAGCUGUCUAAGCUGAAUACGAUAUGUUUGCAGUUACCAGUGAGAGGACUAAGUAUAAGCUAAGUCUUGGAACGUACUCAGGUAAGUCUAAUUUUGAGGUUAAAUGUUCCUUUCUGCCUACAAUCGGUGACAACAGUGUUGAGCCAGUGUGGUUAAAUGGGGGCAUAUUUCGGAGAGCAAAACAACCUGACCCCUUUCCCCCACCCCUCCACUUAAAGUUGGGUUUAGUGCUUUAUUGUUUGCUGCAGGUGGCUAAUGAACAGCGGAACAGCAUUCAAAAGAGGGGCUGGUAGGGAAAGCUUCAAUUUUCGUUUUCGAAGUGAGUAAUGGCGCGCAAAAACGACGAGCAGAAAAAAGGGAAAAGUGUCAAAAUUAUUAGAAACGAACAAGCAUCAUGGCGAAAAGGAACAAUUUGUAAUUUUAAGUGAAUGAGGCCUACAUAAUAAUUAAUCCUUUAAGCCCCAACAUUAACACGCAUCUUCUCCACACUGUUCUUUAUACAUUCCUUAUGGCACUGCUUGAGAGAAUUUUCUCUAACAUCACAACAUUUCAUCUUUGGCGAUUAUUUCAUUAAUUCUCAUGACCUGUCUGUUUGAUCAGGGAGUGUUGGGAGAAAUUGGAUGCUGGUCACUACUGUGGCUUAAAGGGUUGAAGAAAAAGCAAUAGACAAUUUUAAAAAACAGAUGAAUGUGCGCCGAAAGCUGUCAAAGCUAAUGGCUAUCAAGUUGACCAUUACUGCAGGAAAUAAAAACUACGGUAACCUUUAUAAUUGCAUGAGAAAUUACCCUUUUUCAUAAGACCAUGAACUGAUAAAAUCAUUUAACAAUUAAUGAAUGAGGCUGAGCAUCUUAUAAAGAAUUAUGGAGAUCGAGGAGGCUGUUAUCCGUCGAGGCCGUCGGCCAAGGCGGAUAAUACCCUCCGAGAUCUCCAUAAUUCUUCAUAUGAUACGAAGGCCGAAUUCAACAAUUGUUUUAUUAUUCAUUCAAAAUAAUUCCUAGUUUAAAAACAUAGCUAAAACAUGCUUACUUCCAUCGAUCCACCGAUGUCAAGUUCAUCUUCGAUAGUGCAUGUUUAGGGUUGUUCAGCUCCGCAAAUAUUCUCCAAAUAGCAGAUGGCGCCCUUCGAGUUGUCUUCUUGCUGUGUUUGCCAUGUUUUUAGCUAUUAUCUUGCCUAGUUCUUACUCUUGAAACGAGUGAAUUGUCCGCCAUUUUUGUUUCCACAACCAAAACAACUCAACCUCGUCACCAGGUCUUCCCGGUUUACGGUGCAUUAACCUGCAAAAACGCUGCAUUUUUGACGUCAUUCCCUCGCUAAACACAAAAUUCUUCCAAAUUUGGUCAUCAGCAACUGCUUAUCGUGAAUUAUGCGAGUGCUUUUAGCCAAUCAGAAUCGGGAAAAUGUUUUGAAUGAAUAAUAAUAGUUAUAAAAUAACUAAGAUAGUACGCACGCUCUGAUUGGCUGAGAGGCGUGUUUGCAUGAGAGUAUGUAAACAUGGUUGUGGCGUCAAGAUGUUUUGCUUUUCGCGCGCUAAUCACGCAAGCACGAACUUGAAAAAGUUUUCAAGUUCACAACUCGACAAAUUUACUUUAUUUAUCCAUUCGUUCGUCGGCUGAAACUUGGGAAAUCGUUACAAAAAAAGUGUCAAUUUUUUUUCGCUGAAGCUGACAUUUUAAGCGAGAAAAGUCCGUAUUUUGGAAAGCAUUCUUUUUGCAAAACAAGAACUGAUUACGCGUGCAAGACUUCGUGGACAAGACUUUGCUUUUCUCUUUUAAUCAUUGCCCUACAAAGAGUUUUGCGUUUUUCCUCGGGAAAUUUAUUUUAUAAAAGCAAUAGAAAACUUUUUUCCUGUGUGUGUUUGUUUGCAAACACGGAAAACGUUUUCUAUUGCUUAAUUAAUAACCAUUAAAUAUGAAUUAAAUGAUAAAUAUAACAUACUGAAUAACGAUUAAAUGUUUGAUAAGAAACUCAUUAUCUGAUUUUGCUGGAAGGAACUGCUGGAGAUUCUCUAUCGGCUCACCGCGGUUUACCAUUUACAACCCAAGAUCAGGACAAUGACAGACAUAAAACUGUGAACUGUGCUGUUAGCCAUAAAGGUGGCUGGUGGUAUGGCAGUUGUCACAGUUCCAAUCUGAACGGCUUGUACCUUCACGGACAACACUCGUCAUACGCAGACGGUGUCAACUGGUUCGCGUGGAAAGGAUACAAGUACUCGGCAAAAAGAGCAGAAAUGAAGAUCAGGCCACAAACGUUUUAA
Messenger RNA from Porites lobata, 2498 nucleotides. The record is from the annotation of a GenBank genome assembly. Lineage: Eukaryota; Metazoa; Cnidaria; Anthozoa; Scleractinia; Poritidae.